Messenger RNA from Penicillium angulare, 501 nucleotides. RefSeq lists its product as uncharacterized. The transcript has 2 exons. The record is from RefSeq and is a predicted model, not a curated record. NCBI's taxonomy places the organism in Eukaryota, Fungi, Ascomycota, Eurotiomycetes, Eurotiales, Aspergillaceae. Bases 1 to 501 code for a protein of 166 amino acids.
AUGCACGAUGUGCCUUUGACAGCUGCUGGUGCUAUCACAAUUGUCACAUCAUCAAGCGAUGAGAAGUUGGAAUUUGUGAAGAACAGAUUUGGUGCAGACUACACCAUUAACGAUAAGACCCACCCAGAGUGGUCUAAGGAGGUACUGAGACUCACCAACGGCGAGGGUGUCGACUACUUUCUCGAGAAUGGCGACUCCGGAACUAUCGCCCAGAGCAUCAACUCGGUCAAGAUGGAUGGAAACGUUUCUGUCAUUGGAUCCCUUUCACAGGCCAAGGAGAUGUCCGAUGUCGCAAGCAUGGCCCUUGCUAAAAGAGCCGUUGUCCGUGGCGUCGUUGUGGGUUCUACUCAGCUUCUGCAGGAAGUUGUGCGCUUCGUCUCCCGCAAGGGUCGGCGUCUGCCGGUAGAGAAGGAAUUCGGCUUCUCUGAGGAGAAUGUCAUAAAAGCAUUUGAGUACCUCACUUCGGGCACUCACAUUGGGAAAGUCUGCAUUAUGCCGUAA